CAGGGUCAAUCAGGUCAAUUAGGAGUUUAGGACCAGCUCGGCCUUAAAAAAAAUCAGGAUCAAUUUCGACUGUUCUUCAACACAUCACCAAUGGAGGACUUUUAUCCUACAGCUGAAAACGGAAGAGAGAACACAGUACUCGUCCAGGAGCCAAAGCCUGGCGACGCUAGUGUGGUAAAGAAGCAGAGGAACUGCCUACAUACCUCAACUGAAAAAAUUAAUCAAGAAGAAGAAGAUAGUUCACUUUCUGAUGUUAAUUCCAUCAUAAAAGGAUUUUGGUCUGAACUUCAUGCUGACCUUCUUGAACCUAUUGCAUGCCGUCUGGGUAGAGUCGAUCUGCUGGCUUUUUGUGGUACUUGUAAGGCGUGGCGUUCUGCUUCUUUUAAUGCUUCAGCUGAAAUUGAAUCCGAAGCAUAUCAUACUUUUAAUGCUUCAGCUGAAAUUGAAUCCAAAGUAUACCACACUACAUGGUUUCUACAGUAUGAUAAUCCCGAUUGCCUUUUGUAUGACCCGUCGCAAGAUCGCCAUUAGGAUAUAAAUAUCCCAGAGUUUCACUGGGAUAUGACUUGCAUUGCUUCGAAUGGAGGAUGGCUUCUUGUGUACAGAGAUGGUAUUGUCUUCUUCUUCUUCUGUCCUUUCUCCCGGGCAAGAAUAGACCUUCCAGCAUUGCCUCAUUCAGAGCUUUCUGACCAUGUUGCAGUAAUCUCAUCGGUUCCAACUUCUCUGGAUUGCAUUGUUGGUGUCAUUAAUCAUAGAAAUUGCAACACAUUGGUGUUAAAUUUGAUUCGACGUGGUUCUACUGAAUGGACUAUACAUGAGUUUCUGGACACAUUAGAGUGCCUACGCACCAUUACAAGCGCCGCAUAUCUUGAAGGGGUUUUCUAUUUUUUGGACUGUACUACAGAUGCAUCAGUGACAUUUUCUCUAGAAGAAAUUAAAUGGGGUACUUGCAAGAUAAUCUACCAUGAACCUUCUAAUUCUAGUUCCCCAAAUACACUACCGUUCUCAUGUAAUUGCACUCCCCCAAAGACACUACCAUGCUCUCGUAAAACCUCUAAUUGUACUACUCCAAAGCCACCACCACUAUUUGCAAGAAACAGCUUUAGAAGAACAAAAAUAGUGGAAAAGUUGGGAUUCCCAGAACAAGUUUAAGUUUCAGUUUCAGUUUCAGUUUCCAUUUGUGGAACAAAGCUCGCAGGUGAUAACCGCGACUACUACAUUCACAAUGAGAAUAUCUACCGGUUGGGCGUUGAGAGAUAUUUUGCUUACGCCAAAGUAGUAUGGAUCCAGCCUCGACUUCAUCACCUUCCUCCAAGUCAUAGUUGGUGCCCUUGAGCGGUUUGAUUCUGUUUCACAGUUCUUUUUUAAGUCAUAGGAUGCUAGAUUUGAUUGUUUAUGCUAUUGAGUGCUUUCCUUGUGGUGGUCAUGGGCAGUUUCCUUUAUUCCUUUCUAAGAGGAAUUUUUAUCCCAGUUUGAUUCAUAGUUAGUUAUUUUAAUUUGCAAAAUCCAGGCAGCAACAGUGGGUCAUGGAGCAGUAGGUGCUUAUAAUUUAGGUGACAAUUUUCACUGUUUGUAAAAUUUAAUAAUAGUAUCUUCUUUUUAUUGAAUGGUGAAUCACAACAAAGGAUUAAGUA
This is a messenger RNA of Macadamia integrifolia, 1634 nucleotides long. RefSeq lists its product as uncharacterized. The record is from RefSeq and is a predicted model, not a curated record. The coding region runs from base 91 to 531 and encodes 146 amino acids. The transcript is spliced from 3 exons. Lineage: Eukaryota; Viridiplantae; Streptophyta; Magnoliopsida; Proteales; Proteaceae. Gene Ontology annotation, molecular function: protein binding.